AUGAAACUCGGAGACCCUACGCAUGGCCUCUUCCAUUUGCCCGAUGAGAAAGAGCGCAUCCGCAUGCGCGGGGGCGCUCCAUUGAAUCCUAUUAAGAUUUUUGCUAUGCUUUCCACAAUGGAAUGGAUCCGCAUAUUCGUUGGAAUCUUUGCCUGGAUUAUGGAUUCUUACGAUUUCUUCUCUGUAUCUAUGAGCGUGAAGAACAUCCGUAACACAUUCAAUAUUCACGUUGGCUACGACAAAUACACAGACAGCCAAAUCACAUAUGCCAUCAUGCUUACUCUGAUUUUGCGUUCGUUUGGCGCUUUGGCAUUUGGUGUUAUCUCCGACCGACUUGGUCGUCGGUGGGUACUGGCCGUGAACUUAUUUAUUGUGGGAGCACUGUCCCUGAGCACUGCCUACUGCACGACUCUCAGCUCAUUCCUGGGGGUCCGUUGCGUCUUCGGCAUUGCCAUGGGUGGUAUUUGGGGUUUAGCGAACGCAACUGUCAUGGAAGAUCUGAAUCCGGCUGCUCGUGGACUCAUAUCUGGCAUUUUCCAACAGGGGUAUGCUAUGGGCUAUCUGAUUGCGGCGGGUGUGAACCUAGGUUGGGUCAACAAACACACCCGUUUGGACGGCACGAGACCCUGGGAGUACCUUUUCUAUUUAGGUACAGGUCUUUCUUUUGCUGCGGGAAUUUGCCGUGCCAUUCUUCCUGAAGGUGCCAACUACCAAGAGCAACGGCGCAUCCGCAAACUCAAGCCAUCGUCGAAAAACCCUCUGCGUGCCUUUUUCAAAGAUGUGGGGCAUAUGCUCGCAAAGUACUGGGCCGAAUGUAUCUUUAGUAUUCUUUUGAUGAUUGGCUUCAACUUCUUCAGUCACUCUUCCCAGGACCUUUAUCCCACCAUGAUCGAGAACGUCAAGGGUCGGUCGUCGGAUGAUGCAUCCUCACUAACAAUGAUCUCAAACGCGGGUGCUAUUGCUGGUGGUAUCCUUGCUGGCUAUGUGUCCCAAUAUACCGGUCGCCGUAUUGCCAUGAUUUGCUUCAUUAUCCUUGCCGGUGCUGUCGUACCUGCAUGGAUUCUACCCAACUCAUUCAGUGGCUUAGCCGCCGGCGCUUUUUUUGUGCAGUUUGGUGUCCAAGGAGCAUGGGGUGUAGUUCCAAUCUACCUUUCGGAACUCUCUCCUCCCAACUUCCGUGCUACAUUUCCUGGUCUUGCUUACCAGCUUGGUAACAUGGCAAGUUCUGCUUCAGCCACCAUUGAGUCCACAGGUGGAAGUAACAUCAAGACGCAGGACCCUAAUGAUCCUUCGAAGAUGAUUGAUGAUUCUGCCACAGUCAGUGCAAUUCUUCUUGGUUGUGUGGCAGCCUAUCUUCUUGUCAUUAUUAUCUUUGGUUUAGAGCCAAAACAGGGACGAGACUUUGCUGCUUCUGACGAAUUGGAACCUUCCACCGCCAAGGACGAGGAGGAUAUUAUCCAUCUGUGGAAGAUUCAGAGAAAGUCUCAUAUAACACCACUUAAUGAGUUCUGA
Messenger RNA from Malassezia sympodialis ATCC 42132, 1512 nucleotides. RefSeq lists its product as uncharacterized. The transcript is spliced from 2 exons. Gene Ontology annotation, biological process: plasma membrane lactate transport. Gene Ontology annotation, cellular component: plasma membrane. Gene Ontology annotation, molecular function: secondary active monocarboxylate transmembrane transporter activity. The record is from RefSeq and is a predicted model, not a curated record. Bases 1 to 1512 code for a protein of 503 amino acids. Lineage: Eukaryota; Fungi; Basidiomycota; Malasseziomycetes; Malasseziales; Malasseziaceae.